AUGCUGGCACGGGCGCGUGACGGGUCCGCUGCUGUUGGGCCUGCUGCAAAGCGCAGCAAGCAUUCCUCAUCAUCUCUGCAGAAUGACGGCUCAAACGAAGACUCUCAGGAUCACAGCAGAGCUCGGGGGAGGGGGGAGGACGCCGGCAAAAUCGGGGGAGUCAACAAGGAGUUGGUGAUCCAGUUCCGGGACCACCAAGACAACCUGCUGGGGCCCCAGAUGGCCGUCCCGCUAAGCAUGCACCGCGAGCAGCUGGAGGAGCUUCUGAACAAGCUGCUUCUGGAAGACCCCGCGGGCGAGGACGAAGACGAGGACGAGCGGAAGCUGAAAAAGUCCUUUUCGUUGACUGUUGACAACAACCGGAUCGAGAUCAUCGAGUCUCUGCAGGAGGCCUUCGAGGCGACGACCGACCCCUCCACAGAGCGCGUGCUGCAGAUUCGCUACGCGCCUCUCGCGGCGUUCAAAGUGCGGCCGCUCACACGCUGCUCAACCUCCCUCGAAGGCCACACCGAGGCCGUUCUGUGUGUCGCAUUCAGCCCCGACGGGAGUCAGCUCGCCUCUGGAAGCGGUGACAUGACGGUUCGCCUCUGGUGUCUGAACACUGAAACGCCUCUGCGGACGCUCAAGGGGCACACCGGCUGGGUGCUGUGUCUCUCCUGGGCUCCGCACGGUCAGAUCUUCGCGUCGGCUGGAAUGGACGGCUCAAUUCGGCUCUGGCGGGGCGAGUCCGGCGACGCGGUCGGCGCGCCGCUGAAGGGUCACUCGAAGCCCAUUACUGCGCUCGCGUGGCAGCCGCUUCACCUGGCGAAUUUGCCCGCUGCGGACGACGCGACGACGAGCGAGGACGGCAAACUCCGAGUGCCUGCGCUGAUGCUCGCCAGCGCCUGCAAGGACAGCACCGUGCGCAUUUGGAAUACCGGGAACGGUCAGUGCCUCCGCGUCCUCUCUGGGCACCGCGAAAGCAUCACGCAGGUGAAGUGGUCGGGCGAGAAAGAAGGAUACCUCUACACGGCCUCGCGGGACACGACGCUCAAAGUCUGGGACUGCAUCACCGGCCGGCUAGUUUCGGACCUGAAGGGCCACGGGCACUGGGUGAACUCGCUCGCGCUCAGCACAGACUACGUCAUUCGCGCGGGGCCCUACGGAGAGAAAGGCCAGCAAAAGUUCGCCGCUUUCCAAGAAAUGAAAGAAGCCGCAAAGAAACGCUAUUCCGCAUGCGUCAAGAACAGUGGCGGCGAAAAAGUCCUGUCUGGCUCCGACGACUCGACGCUGAUCCUCUGGAAGCACGCCGGGGCGCCCAAGGGCCUGGUGCAGGUCUGCCGCAUGAGCGGCCACCAGAAGGUCGUCAACCACGUUGUCUUCUCUCCUGAUGGGCGCUACUUGGCUUCCGCCUCCUUCGACAAGUCCAUUCGCCUCUGGGACGGUCGCAACGGCGUCUAUCUGACAACGCUGAGAGGACAUGUCGGGCCCGUGUACCAGCUGGCAUGGAGCCCGGACAGCCGUCUCCUUCUUUCAGCCAGCGGAGACAGCACACUGAAAGUCUGGCAGGCGGAGACGAGAAAACUGAAAGCAGAUCUGCCGGGACACGCUGACGAAGUUUACGCCAUCGACUGGAGUGGAACCGGCGGUUACGCAGCCUCAGGUUCGAAGGAUCGCGUCCUCAAAGUGUGGAGGAACUGA
Messenger RNA from Besnoitia besnoiti, 1680 nucleotides. RefSeq names its product putative notchless. The record is from RefSeq and is a predicted model, not a curated record. The transcript has 11 exons. Bases 1 to 1680 code for a protein of 559 amino acids. Gene Ontology annotation, molecular function: protein binding. Gene Ontology annotation, biological process: ribosomal large subunit assembly. Gene Ontology annotation, cellular component: nucleolus. Lineage: Eukaryota; Apicomplexa; Conoidasida; Eucoccidiorida; Sarcocystidae.